CUUUGUUAUCUUACAAACAAAAACUGAGCUGUGGACUGAUGGUACAAGCUAUAAGAAUAGUUUUAGUAAGGUUACUGAGUUAAAAGUUUGACAACUUUGACAAGAUACAGUACAACAGUGCCGUCAUGUUAACGUUCCUUUUGAUCGGCGCGUUGUUCCCGGCGGUGGUGUUAUGUGUCAGUGUUACCCAAUCCCUCGCCGACGGGGUGUGUCUCUGUGUGACCGAGCCAAAUGUGGACGCCUUGAGAGAUCCCACAAAUCCGACAAGCGUCAUAACAACGAUUUCAAACGGAAUGUGUUUUACGUCACACGGUGGCAUCUACAACAAUAAUGACGUCACAUUCUAUCAGCUGAGGGACGACAAAAAUGGUCAGACCGCGUGGAUAGACUCGUUCUACCUGUCGAUAGAGCCGAUGGACCACUGUAACGCCAGUGCCGUCUUGAAGGGCCUCAAUUACCACGUUCCCGACGGACCACCAGCAGACUGUGUGGCGUAUGGGAGGACAUAUACGCACGGUGAACAAGCGACGGUGGACGGCGCGGCGUGCACGUGCGAUGACGGCGUGCUCACGUGCUCGUUAUCAGGGCAACACUGCUUCUCCGAUGGCUUAGUGUUCCAACACGGGACGUCGUUUGACAUCACUGGCCACGGCACGUGUACUUGCUCUCAUGGAACGCUCAACUGUGGUGGCUUACCUGUAGGAAAAUAACCAAACUCAGUGUUUAUAUUCAGUGAAAUAUACAAUAACAAAUGUGAUUGUAAUAAGUUAA
Mya arenaria is the source of this 771-nucleotide messenger RNA. RefSeq lists its product as uncharacterized. Lineage: Eukaryota; Metazoa; Mollusca; Bivalvia; Myida; Myidae. The record is from RefSeq and is a predicted model, not a curated record. The transcript is spliced from 6 exons. The coding region runs from base 126 to 710 and encodes 194 amino acids.